Messenger RNA from Klebsormidium nitens, 2142 nucleotides. The record is from the annotation of a GenBank genome assembly. Lineage: Eukaryota; Viridiplantae; Streptophyta; Klebsormidiophyceae; Klebsormidiales; Klebsormidiaceae.
AUGCUGCGCUGUGCAGAAAUGGCUGCCAUCCUGAUGCGAUUGACGAGCAUCAAGGAACCGUCCGCGUCCGAAAUUUCGAAAGGAGUUCACAAGUUUUGUGCCUCUUGCGAGUGGAAAGGUCGAGGGGCAGCAGCUGCAAUGGCGUUCUGUGCGGCUCCUGCGUGCCCCAGCAGCCUGUCAGCCAUCUCAAAACUCUCUAAGUCCAGCAUUGUUAGGGGUGCAGAAAGCCUCCAAGCUGCGGCGAGCUGUUCUCCCUUCUUCAAGCAUGCUCCCAGCAGGCCCUUUCUGCCAGCAACCACAAAUGGAUUAGAAGCUCGCAGCAGCACGUUUUGUGCAGGGGACUUUGCAUUCUCAAAGCAAUGGUGCAAGCAGCUGUCAAAGAAGGCUGGCCCAAGUGAGGGCCGCCAGGGUUUGAUAAGGGCCAUUGCUGCGGCGCCUGCGGAAGCAAAGGAGAGCACUGUGACAAAAGACUACGGCAUUCGCGUGCGCUUCGCUCCCUCCCCCACAGGGAACCUGCACGUUGGAGGCGCCAGGACGGCUCUAUUCAAUUGGCUGUUUGCAAGGUCGCAGGGGGGAAAGCUCAUUCUCCGUGUUGAAGAUACUGACGUGGAGCGCUCGACCAAGGAGUCAGAACAGGCCGUCCUGCGUGACUUGGAAUGGAUGGGCAUUGAGUGGGACGAAGGUCCUGACAAGGGCGGUGACUUUGGCCCGUAUCGUCAGUCGGAGCGCAAGACCAUCUAUAAGGAGUAUGUGGACAAGCUUGUAGCUGCUGACAAAGCAUACCCGUGCUUCUGCACAGAUGAGGAGCUGGCAGCGCAGCGAGCGGAGCAAGAGGCGAAGAGCUUGCCCCCCAAGUAUGCGGGCAAGUGGGCCACUGCCAGCAAGGACGAGGUCGAGGAGGAGCUGAAAAGGGGCACCCCGCACACGUACCGCUUCCGGGUGCCGCAGGAUGGCAAAGUCGUCAUUCAGGACAUGAUCCGUGGGGAGGUUGCGUGGGCCAACGACACGCUAGGCGACUUCAUCAUCCUGCGGAGCAACGGCCUCCCCGUCUACAACUUCUGCGUUGCCAUUGAUGACGCCACCAUGCACGUGUCCCACGUCAUCAGGGCGGAGGAGCACCUGCCUAACACGCUGCGACAAGUCCUUGUUUAUGACGCGUUGGGUUUCCAGCAGCCCAAGUUCGGCCACGUGUCGCUCAUCCUGGCACCAGACCGGAGCAAGCUGUCCAAGCGCCACGGAGCGACGUCUGUUGGAGAGUUCGCCGCCCAAGGUUUCCUGCCGGUGGCCAUGGUAAACUACCUGUCGCUGUUGGGCUGGAACGACGGGACUGAGGACGAGAUCUUCUCGGUCCAAGACUUAGUGCAAAAGUUCAGCAUCGACCGGGUGACGAAGAGCGCAGCCAUCUUCGACAAGACCAAGCUGCUGUGGAUCAACGGCCAGCACAUUCGCCUGCUCCCGGCGGAGACGGUCAACUCGAUGCUGGGCCAGCAGUGGGUGUCCAGCGGCAUCCUGAAACGGCCAGACGGGCCCUUCGUUGACAUGGCGGCGGAGCUCAUAAAGGACUCCUUGGAAGUUAUCGCGGACGCGGACGGCGCUCUCAACCGGCUACUAAACUACCCCCUCAGGGAAACCAUCGCCAGUGGCGAAGUGAACGACCUCUUAGAAGACAACCUGGCCGAGGUUGCCAGCGCGAUCGUCAAGGAAUUUGAUGACGGGAAGCUGACGGAAGCCGUCAAGGGCGGGCACGACGGGUGGCAAGCGUGGAUCAAGGGAAUCGGGAAAGCGAUGAAGCGAAAGGGUAAACGGUUGUUCAUGCCAGCAAGGGUGCUUCUGACUGGGACUAACAAGGGCCCGGAUGUCGGCACGACUCUUGAGUUGCUGGCGAAGGGGGUUGAGGAGGACAUUAUCGGAGAGAAAGCCGACUUCGUAUCCCUCGCCGACCGGAUAGAGAUCCUACGGUCGACAGACCUCACUCCUGUUAAAAAGGAAGAGUGAUAAGCCCAAUGUCUGACGGAUGAAAUGCAGAAGCGCUGCCUGGCUGGUCAGUGCGAAAUACAGUUCAGCCCGCUGCCAUCUAUGUGCGCCACAAGCAUGACUUAUACACUCGAUCAGCCGCUGACCGGCCCACGACCUGCAGUCAGC